AGCUGAGGAGAGUGGUGGUACAACAGUUCCAAAGGCUAAAAAAACAAACGGCAGGAAGUCUAGUGCUUAUUUACAAAUGCUUUACCCAACUGUAUUACUGAUUCUUCAGGCGAUGUGCUGCAUGGGUGCUUCCAUACUUUCACCAGCGAUGGAGAACGGCAAGACGACAGAGCAGCACGUUGCUCAAGAAAGUUGUUUAUUUUUGCAAGAAUCAAGUCAUGAAGAAUGUCCUUUUUUCUGGGCGGAUGGACAACCACCCGUCAUUUUGAUUUCUCUAGACGGGUUUCGGGCUGAGUAUUUAUCAAGGUUUGCACUGGAAAACACAGAGCAUCGCGGUGAAUUUGCAGCUGCGACAAUCAGGUGUUUGGCUGAACGGGGAGUAUCGUCUCCUUACAUGAUGCCUUCGUACCCAACAAUUACCUUCCCAAACCACUACGCCAUCGUAACCGGUUUAUACCCAGAAUCGCACGGAAUCAUUGGUAACCAGUUCUACGAUCCGGAUUUGAAGGCUACAUUCAGCAUUAAUACGGAAGGAACUGAUCCAAAAUGGUGGCAAAAUGGAGAGCCAAUUUGGACGACUGUGAGAAGACAGGGAAAAGUAUCCGCCACUUAUUUUUGGCCGGGCUCGGACGUUAAGUUUUCCGAAGAAGAACAACGUUCACCGAAUUACUUUUUCAGAUACAACAAAACCACUAGUUUCCGACAGCGCGUUGAUCAAGUUUUGGAAUGGAUGGAUCUGCCUGCUGGUAAACGACCAGCACUGACUACACUCUACUUUGAGGAACCUGACUCAACUGGCCACAAGGCAGGCCCGAAUACAGCAAAUGUUACCGAAAAAGUAACAGUAGUUGACCGCCAAAUACGAAGACUAAUCGACGGGCUAGUUGCACGCAACAUUGCCAACUGUGUGAACAUAAUAAUAGUUUCUGAUCACGGAAUGGCUGACUCACCUCCGGGCAAACAGCUAGUAGAUUUGGAAACGUACGUCCCUGAUAUACAGCAAUCUACUUUGACGUUUUUGGGUCCAGUCACGUCGAUCCGUCCUUUAAAUGAGACGCAAGAAGAGGAAGAUCGAAUUGGCGAGGCCUUAUCAUGCAAAGAUUCUCACAUGCGCGUUUUCAACAAAUGGGAACUUCCUUAUCGAAUGCAUUCGGUUCGUUCGCGGCGAAUUCCGAACCUUAUGGUUGACAUGGAUCUCGGCUGGCGAGGGGUUAUCAAGCAAGAGGCAUGGUCGGGAGGCGGGGCUCACGGUUGGGACAAUGUCUUUCUCGACAUGCAGGCAAUUUUUCUUGCUCACGGUCCCUCUUUCAAGAAUCAAGAAGUUGUCCGUCCUUUUGAAAACAUUCAACUUUACAAUCUCAUUUGUCACCUGGUUAACGUCACUCCGUCUGAAAACAACGGUACUUGGGGAGCCCUUCAUCACCUCUUGAUCGAUCCGCCAACAUUACCUGUGGACGCAGAUCAGGAAUUCCCCGAUAUGCCGUCAAUUCUUCGUAAACUUGCCGACAACAGGGAAGAAACAUACAAACCGUCCGCUUGUGCUUACGUGAAUCACCAAGAAACGAGGAAAACAAGUCUUGCAAUGGAAAUAGAAAUGAAAAUGACCGAGGAGCGAGAAAAUGAACUUUUCAUCCUUCACGCUCCUCUUGGGAUUCCAGUCGUUUUCCCCAUAGAACCUUCUAAGUCGAAUGUGUCCAGUGAUCCUAAUCACGUUCUGCUGGUGAACGAAGAUUAUUUGACAGGAUUUGACGUGGAAGUCGGCAUCCCCUUAUGGACAGUUUACACCAUUCCAGGCAAUACAACAAACAAUAUCAACGAUGGCUACUGGAUUGAAGACCCACGCCUCGACCAAAACCACACGGGAAGUUGCCAACGUCUGAGUAACAUCGUCCGCAGGAAUGAAGUUGCCUAUACUCACUUGUUUCCGAAAGAAUUCGCUACACAAAAUGUGGACGCCUGGCUUGAUACUAACCUUUUGGAAGUGCCAUCAGGCAUUUCCCACAUUAUUGAGACAAUGACAAACAUGUUGGCUGAAGCAUCAAUUAGCCGUGGCCCAUUGAACGUCAUCAGCGGCCCAACACGUCAUCGCCCUGCUUCCAUUUUCUACGUUGUCACCGCUUGCAAGAUGGACGGCACCGUUGGCGAAUGGAACCAUACCACAUGUCCUGCUGAGUACAGAGAUUUACAGGCAUUCCUACUGCCAAUUGGGAGAUGGAAAUACCAAAGUCCAUGCACAUCGGAUAGAAAUUUUAUCGCCUACAACGUGGCCAGUCUCAAAGAUGUGGAACAGGUUACUGGUUUCCAGUUUUUCCCCGACCUACCUUUGGAGGACAAACUCAGCUUGUUAGCUAGAACUACACUUGAUUCUGCUUUGGUACUUGACCCUACGAGAUACUAAGGAAUCUUUAAAGAGUCCGAAGAAAUUUCACGAUGUAAUUCGUGCAUACGCUAAUGCUAAUCUUUGUUUGUGAGUUCCAAGUGCAGAAGAUGUUUAGAAUACGGGAUGUUUUAUG
Molecule: messenger RNA, 2513 nt
Organism: Daphnia carinata
Lineage: Eukaryota; Metazoa; Arthropoda; Branchiopoda; Diplostraca; Daphniidae
Product: ectonucleotide pyrophosphatase/phosphodiesterase family member 3-like
Exons: 8
Coding region: 77-2398 (773 amino acids)
Molecular function (GO): nucleic acid binding; hydrolase activity; metal ion binding
Source: RefSeq, a predicted model, not a curated record